AUUCUCUCUCGUCUGUAAUUUUCCGAUUUUUAGGAUUGUCGUAACGUGAAACCAGGGGCUGUAGUAUCCGAAACAUUCCCUUUUCGGUAAAUUUCGAAUAUAUCGCCCGGCAUUUCGUCUCCCGGCCAAGAAUAUCGGUCCGAAGAUUGUUGUUUCUGCAUUGGGAGAAAAUUUGGUGAUCUGGGUUGACUUCACACUGCCAAAAUUGAAGCGAUUUUGAUUAUCGCAAGAUUUCGGGUUCACUCAGUUUGGUGCAACGGAAAGUUCAGUGAAGAGGUUCCAGUUUCAUUUUUCAAAUUUAUUCGGUUCCUUUCUCUGGAGAUUGAAAUGUUUGGUUCUUCCCGUGCCGGUUCUUCAAGAUGAGGUGUUGAUCUAGUGGGAAAACAGAGUGGCCUAUAUUGAAUGAAGGCAUUGAAGCAGAGCGGUUGAAAGAGAGAGAGAGUUCGAGACUGGGAAUAGUGGCAGCUAAGCUAAGGGACUAGCGACUAGGAAGAGAGAGAGAGAGAGAGAGAGAGAGAGAGAGAGAGAGAGGCAGCUUAAAGCGACAAGAGCAGAGAAAAAAAAAAGCAGAGUUGAGGGUUUGCUUGGGGGUAAAAAGGGUAAAGAAGAAAGGGAGAAGAAGAUGUUUACAUGCAUAGCAUGUACGAAGCAGACGGACGAUGGUGGAGAGGAAGGAGGUGCGCGUGGCAGUGGCACCCCAAGUACAAAAGAAGCCGUCAAAAGCCUGACGGCGCAGAUCAAAGAUAUGGCACUGAAAUUCUCUGGUGCUUACAAGCAAUGUAAACCAUGCACAGGGUCGAGUAAUUAUAAGAAAGGAACACCGAGACCUUACCCGGAUUUUGACACUGCUUCAGAAGGGAUUCCAUACCCCUAUAUUGCAAGCUCAAGUUCUACACCAGCUUGGGACUUCACCUCUAAUCAUCAAUUGGGUGCAAGAUCAGACUCAAGAUUUACCAGAGGAUAUGGUGGUGGUGAUCGGACCCCGGGAGGUGCAUCCUAUGCUCAGUCUUGUGAUGUAGUUUUGGAUGAGGAUGAGCCUAAGGAGUGGAUGGCACAGGUGGAACCCGGCGUACACAUCACUUUCGUAUCUCUUCCUAAUGGGGGAAAUGAUCUCAAACGAAUUCGUUUCAGCCGAGAGAUGUUUAACAAAUGGCAAGCUCAGCGAUGGUGGGGUGAGAAUUAUGACCGCAUCAUGGAGCUCUACAAUGUUCAGAGAUUCAACCGGCAAGCUCUGCACACUCCUCCAAGGUCUGAAGAUGAGCAGCAGAGAGAUUCUUCUUAUUCAAGGAUGGGAUCUGCUAUGGAAAGCCCUAUGGCUCCAUCAAACAAGGAUUGGACACCAAGGAACCAGUAUAAACCCUCUGGAGCUGGAAGUAGAGGCUAUUUCCCAUCCGAUUCUUUUGAUCAUGGUGGUGGUGGUCACCACUACAAUGCUGGUGGUUCUAGUGCUUAUGGAGCAGGCGGGCACAAGGGAGAGGCAUCAUCUUUCGAUGCUUCACGGACAACAACCUCCUCUAGAGAUGAAGCUUCAAUCUCAAUUAGCAAUGCUAGUGAUGUCGAGUCAGAAUGGGUUGAGGAAGAUGAGCCUGGGGUAUAUAUAACCAUAAGGCAGCUAGCUGAUGGCACUCGGGAACUUCGCCGUGUCCGAUUCAGCCGCGAAAGGUUCGGGGAGAUGAACGCAAAGACGUGGUGGGAAGAAAACAGAGAGAGAAUACAAGCUCAAUACCUUUAAAUUUUAACAUUACAAACACAACCAACAUUUCUGAUGGAUGAUAUGAAAGAGUUCAAGGUGCAUCUGGAUGUCUUAAAAAGCUGAAAAAUGAAAGAUUUCAGUGAAGUCUCCACAGGAAAUUGGUGUUGCCACCACUAUUAUAUGAUCUAACACUUCAAAUAACUUCAUUUUUUUAGCUAUCAUAUAUAGUGAUGAUGGCUCAUGGGGUGGUGGUUCAUUUCCUGUCAGGGCUCAUUUACAUGAGGAUAUCCAGAUGUGUCAAGUUUUGCCUUCAUUGGUGUCUUUGAGUCUUCUUUUCCCUUUAUGACUAUUAGUUUUUGGGAUUAUGGGAUUCGUGGCUCUCAUUUGAGUUUGUUCUUUGUAACACAUAUAGUUUGAGAAAUGGAAUUUAAUUUAUUUGCGGUUAUCUCUCUGAAUGCCUUGUAUUGCUCAAAAUGCUCAAAGCAUUUGCCCCAUAUGUACUUUGAAGUGUAAUUCGGCUUCCA
Molecule: messenger RNA, 2217 nt
Organism: Prunus avium (sweet cherry)
Lineage: Eukaryota; Viridiplantae; Streptophyta; Magnoliopsida; Rosales; Rosaceae
Gene: BRX
Product: DZC (Disease resistance/zinc finger/chromosome condensation-like region) domain containing protein
Source: RefSeq, a predicted model, not a curated record